This is a messenger RNA of Elaeis guineensis (African oil palm), 4216 nucleotides long. Its product is annotated as ABC transporter B family member 11. Gene Ontology annotation, biological process: oligopeptide export from mitochondrion. The record is from RefSeq and is a predicted model, not a curated record. Gene Ontology annotation, molecular function: ATP hydrolysis activity; ABC-type oligopeptide transporter activity; ATP binding. Lineage: Eukaryota; Viridiplantae; Streptophyta; Magnoliopsida; Arecales; Arecaceae. Gene Ontology annotation, cellular component: mitochondrial inner membrane; plasma membrane.
UAUCGUCUGAUGCCUCCUCAUCCAGUUAAAGAAAGACAUGCCUCUUCUAAAAAAUUUAAUGCAGGGCAAAUUCCUACCAGUUGGUUUUUUGGUUUCCAAGUUCAUCACUUCAACAUAUUCGGUACUUCUAUCGUAAGCGCAGUGUGAUGACUGCAUGUAGGUAGGCUUGCGUUUCAGCUGCAAAAAUAGAGAGAGCAAAAAGGGGAAAAGAGACCAGGAGAGGCAAGAGGAGAAGAUAUGAAGAAAGAACAGAAAAUUCUAAGAGAAGAAGAUGGUGGUUGGAUGAAGAAAGGGGAUGAAAUAGUGCCAUUCUACAAGAUGUUUUCAUUCGCAGACACGUGCGACGUGGCUUUGAUGACCGUCGGCACUGUUGCGGCGGUCGGCAACGGGAUCUCGAUGUCGCUGGUGUCCUACAUCUUUGGUCAGCUCGUUAAUGCCUUUGGCUUCAGCAGCAAGGCCUCUGUAGUGCAUGAGGUUUCCAAGGUAGUUCUGAAAUAUGUAUAUUUAGCAGCAGGAUCAGGUGUUGCUUCUGUUCUACAGGUCUCAUGCUGGACGGUGACUGGAGAGAGACAAGCAAGUCGAAUUCGUGGGUUAUACCUCAAAGCUUUACUGAGACAGGACAUUGCAUUCUUUGAUAAUGAAACCACAACAGGGGAAGCAAUUGAGAGGAUAACUGGGGACACUGCACUUAUUCAGGAUGCCAUUGGUCCAAAAGCUGCAACUUUGGUGCAACUCGUUUCAACCUUCUUUGGUGGUUUUAUUGUAGCAUUUACAAGAGGCUGGAUUUUGUCUCUGAUCAUGUUGGCUAGUUUUCCUCCUAUUGUCGUUGCUUUUGGAAUCAUGUACUUCUUUCUGUCCAAAUUGUCGAGCCGUGGACGAAAGGCAUAUGCUGAAGCUGGAUCUAUAGUCGAACAAACACUUGGAUCCAUCAGAACGGUUGUAUCCUUUACAAGUGAGAAGCGAGCCAUCGACAAGUACAACAAGUUCAUAAAAGUUGCAUACAGGGCUACUGUUCACGAAGGAUUUGUCACUGGCUUAGGAACUGGCUUUAUGUUAUUUAUUUUGUUCUGCAGCUAUGGCUUAGCCAUAUGGUACGGUUCCAAGUUGAUAACUGAGAAAAGCUACAAUGGUGGAAUUGUCAUGAAUGUCAUAGAAGCCAUUGUGAUCGGGGGAAUGUCCCUUGGCCAGACAGCCCCCUGUUUGCAUGCAUUUGCAGCAGGGCAAGCAGCAGCAUAUAAAAUGUUCAAGACUAUCGAUCGGAAACCAGGCAUUGAUGCCUACGACACGAACGGCAUCGAGUUGGAAGAUAUCAAGGGCGACGUCAAACUUAAAGAUAUUUGUUUCAGUUACCCUGCAAGGCCUGAUCAGUUGAUAUUUGAUGGCUUCUCAUUACAUAUACCAAGUGGCAGAACCAUGGCUCUAGUUGGAGAGAGUGGCAGUGGGAAAUCUACUGUCAUUAGUUUGGUGGAGAGAUUUUAUGAUCCACAGGCUGGUGAGGUUCUCAUAGAUGGUGUCAACCUGAAGAGUCUGAGGCUUGGGUGGAUAAGGCAAAAGAUUGGACUUGUUAGCCAAGAGCCCGUCUUGUUUAAUGCCACUAUCAUGGAGAACAUUGCUUAUGGGAAAGAAGAAGCAACACUGGAGGAUAUUAAGAGAGCUCUUGAGCUUGCAAAUGCUGCCAAGUUUGUCGACAUGAUGCCGGAAGGCCUUGAUACAGUCGUUGGUGAGCGUGGAGCCCAACUCUCUGGUGGACAAAAACAGAGGAUUGCAAUUGCAAGAGCAAUUCUGAAGAACCCCAAGAUCUUACUUUUAGAUGAAGCUACGAGUGCAUUGGAUGCUGAGUCCGAGAGAAUAGUUCAAGAUGCAUUGGUCAGAAUCAUGUCAGGAAGGACCACCAUUGUGGUUGCUCAUCGUUUGAGCACUGUGAGGAAUUCUGAUAUGAUCUCAGUUCUGCAUCAAGGAAAACUUGUAGAACAAGGUUCGCAUGCAGAGUUGAUCAAAGACGUCGAUGGGGCGUACUCGCAACUUGUACGUCUGCAAGAGGUUAACAAACAAGUUGAAGAAUCUCCAGUGGUGUCGAGAAAAUCAUGUUCAAGUUCUGACAUUGUAAGGUCAUUGAGCAGAUCUAGGAGUUCUGGUUUUUCCCCUCAGAGAUCAAUUAGCCGAGGCUCCUCGCAUGGAGGAAUCAUUAUACCUUCUGUAGAAGAUGAACACAAGGAAAAAGGACAGAAUUAUAAUGACGUAGUGAGCAAAGAAGUGUCUGUUAGGCGACUUGCCGCAUUGAACAAACCGGAGUUGCCAGUUCUUUUGCUAGGAUCCACUGCUGCUGCCUUAUAUGGAGCGGUAUUUCCAGUUUUUGGAUUCCUCAUCUCACGUUCCAUCAAGACAUUCUACGAACCUCCACAUGAACAACGAAAAGAUGCCAGGUUUUGGACACUAAUGUAUGCACUUCUUGGGGUGUUCGCUUUCAUCUUGGCACCAGCACAGUACUACUUCUUUGCGGUGGCAGGUGGAAAUCUGGUCAAACGUAUACGGUCCUUGUUGUUUGAGAGGGUGGUGCACCAAGAGAUCAGUUGGUUUGAUAAGCCUUCAAAUUCCAGUGGGGCAAUAGGUGCAAGGCUAUCAACAGAUGCUUCGACCGUACGAGAGCUUGUAGGAGAUUCCUUGGCAGUGAUGGUUCAGAACUUAGCUUCCGCUGUCAUGGGGUUUGUGAUAGCCAUGGUUGCAAACUGGAGACUUGCACUCGUAGUCUCUAUAUUGGGACCUUUGGUGGGUUUGCAGGGGUAUCUUCAACUAAAGUUACUUGAACCAUCCAGUGCAGAUGCCAAGAAAAUGUAUGAAGAUGCUAGUCAAGUAGCAAGCGAUGCGGUCGGUAGCAUUCGAACUGUGGCAUCAUUUUGUGCAGAGAAGAGGAUUAUGGAUACUUAUGAAAAGAAAUGCAAAGUCCCUAUGAAACAUGGAGUCCGGCGAGGAGCCAUCAGUGGCUUCGGUUUUGGCUUCUCAAAUUCGGUGCUCUAUGGCACCUAUGCACUAUGUUUUUAUGUGGGCGCAAUUUUUAUUCACGACGGUCGUGCAAGUUUUACCCAAGUAUUUAUGGUCUACUUCGCUUUAACGGUAGCAGCUAUAGGAAUUUCACAAAGAGCUGCAGUUGGUCCAGAUUCCACCAAAGCGAAGGAAUCAACUGCUUCAAUUUUCACAAUUCUCGAUCAGAAAUCCAAGAUCGACUCGAGCACUGAUGAGGGUUCGGUGUUAGCAAAUGUGAGGGGAGACAUCGAGUUCCAACAUGUUAGCUUCAGAUAUCCUACCCGUCCUGAUGUGCAAAUCUUCAGAGACCUCUGCUUGAGGAUCCCCUCAAGAAAGACUGUUGCACUUGUUGGAGAGAGUGGAAGUGGAAAAUCAACAGCCAUUGCCCUGCUGGAAAGAUUCUAUGACCCAGAUUCUGGCAAAAUCUUGUUAGAUGGGGUCGAAAUCUGGAAGUUUAAGGUCGGUUGGCUUAGACAGCAGAUAGGCUUGGUAAGCCAAGAGCCGGUGUUGUUCAACGACACAAUCUAUGCCAACAUAGCUUAUGGAAAGCAGGGGGAGGUGUCAGAAGAAGAGAUCAUUGCAGCUGCUGAAACAGCAAAUGCCCAUCAUUUCAUAUCGGCGUUGCCUCAAGGAUACGACACCAACGUGGGAGAGAGAGGCAUGCAGCUAUCCGGUGGGCAAAAGCAGCGCAUAGCAAUUGCAAGAGCGGUCAUCAAGAACCCUAAGAUUCUGCUGCUUGAUGAAGCAACCAGCGCUUUAGACGUGGAAUCUGAGCAUGUGGUGCAGGAAGCAUUAGAUAGGGUGAUGGUUGGAAGGUCGACAGUGGUGGUUGCACAUCGUUUAUCCACAAUAAAAGGAGCUGAUAUAAUUGCUGUGGUAAAGAAUGGUGUGGUUGUUGAGCAAGGACGGCAUGAAGCGCUCAUAGAGUUGGCAAAUGGAGUUUAUGCUUCUCUUGUUGCAGUGGGUACAAGUUCUAGAUGAUAGAAGAAAGUUGUGAUGACUUGAAUGCAAAACUGGAGAUGGAGUACUGAAUCAUUUUCCUUCUCUCUAAUUGGAGUACCAUAGAUAUGAACACUUCGUCCUACUCAUUUUCAUGUAAGGAUGGUGGAGCACAAACAUUAAUUAUGCAUUAUUUUCAUUAUAAGAUGGCUUAUUGGCUUAGGGUCUAGUUUGGGAUAAACUCAUUUUUAUUCAA